UUAACUUAUUCUUAUGCAUCAUUUGUAAAUCAGUUUAUAGUGAUUAUUGCUGAUAGUUGAAGUACUUCUCGAGGGGAGAGGAUUUGAUUUUAGAGAUUAUUAUAACACGGUGACAGGCAUGACAGGAGUCCAUGAGAUAUUCCAAAAGAGACUGAAAAGUGAUCUUGUUUUAAAGCUUAACAUGCAGUAAAACCAGUGAAUAUGGAACAUGUUUCAGUAAAACCAGUGAAUAUGGAACAUGUUUCAGUAAAACCAGUGAAUAUGGAACAUGUUUCAGUAAAACCAGUGAAUAUGGAACAUGUUUCAGUAAAACCAGUGAAUAUGGAACAUGUUUCAGUAAAAUCAGUGAAUAUGGAACAUGUUUCAGUAAAAUCAGUGAAUAUGGAACAUGUUUCAGUAAAACCAGCGAAUAUGGAACAUGUUUCAGUAAAACCAGUGAAUAUGGAACAUGUUUCAGUAAAACCAGUGAAUAUGGAACAUGGUUCAGUAAAAUCAGUGAAUAUGGAACAUGGUUCAGUAAAACCAGUGAAUAUGGAACAUGGUUCAGUAAAACCAGUGAAUAUGGAACAUGGUUCAGUAAAACCAGCGAAUAUGGAACAUGUUUCAGUAAAACCAGUGAAUAUGGAACAUGUUUCAGUAAAACCAGUGAAUAUGGAACAUGUUUCAGUAAAAUCAGUGAAUAUGGAACAUGUUUCAGUAAAACCAGUGAAUAUGGAACAUGUUUCAGUAAAACCAGUGAAUAUGGAACAUGUUUCAGUAAAACCAGUGAAUAUGGAACAUGUUUCAGUAAAACCAGUGAAUAUGGAACAUGGUUCAGUAAAACCAGUGAAUAUGGAACAUGUUUCAGUAAAACCAGUGAAUAUGGAACAUUUUUUAUGUUUGCUGAAGAUGUUACAAUAUGUAGACAGAUGCUUCAUAGAGUC
Owenia fusiformis is the source of this 923-nucleotide messenger RNA. NCBI's taxonomy places the organism in Eukaryota, Metazoa, Annelida, Polychaeta, Sabellida, Oweniidae. The record is from the annotation of a GenBank genome assembly.